UUGUGUGAUCAUUGGUGAGUAAUUCAUAGGUAGGGGGUCGUGUGUUGAACUACACUUUUGUUAUUGCAUUGGCCAUGAAAAAUAGGCUGACAGUCUUUGUCAUAUAAUGGCCCGUUCAUUGACGUCUCAGGUCCUGUUGUGGCAGAUAAGCUUACUGGUUUAACUCGCUGAUGUAAAUGAGCACGAGAAUUGAUCCCUGCAAUCACAAAUAGAUGAGUACACAUCAGUGAGUUCACACACCCACUCACAAAAACACACUCCUGCCUCCUCACCCACUCCCUACCAACCCUUCUGACCCGUCCCUCGCCACCUUGCAGACCACUAAUGACAUGUUGUGUUGCAGCUAUCGCCGUCCGCUUCCUGACACGGCGCUACAUCGGCGAGUACAACUCCGAUACCGAAAUGAUGUAUCAACACGAGACCAUGGUGGACCACGAGGCUGCACGUCUCCAGUUGUUAGACGCAGCCACAGCACAGACUCCACACCAGAUUCUUCGUCACCUAGCCUGGGCUGAUGCCUUUAUUGUGGUUUAUGAUGUCACCAGCCGCACCUCCUUCGUCCACGCCAGACAGCUGCUGCACAUUCUUCACACUCACAUUCCUGCUGUAUCAUAUACUCAUGCUGCAGGAGACAAUGAUGCAAAUACUGCAAACGCCCUUGACAUAAACCCCCAAAGUACUCAUGACAUACAGCUCAGGAGUGGCAGUAACGAAUGCCCUGUAAGUGCACACAUCCCAUACGUUCUGCAGAGCCAUGACACAAGUGCUCCAGAUUCUCAUGGCACACAUACAGUGAAUAGCCCUAAUACUCAGAGUUCCUAUAAGCAAAGCACAGUCAGUCGAUGUGAUCUGAAUACACACUUCUUGAGUAGUCACGACAUUCACAUCAAAGAUGGUCAAGACUCAUGUGUCCAAGGUGACAAUAAUACUCCCGUCUGGAGUAACCAUGAUGUUUUUAAGAGUAAUGCUAAAAGGUUUCACCAAAGUAAUCACACACAUCUAAACUACAGCCACCUUCCAUGCCAGUCCUCUACAGCUAGCCACACUGGAUCUAGUUGUAGGUACUGCAGUGCUAGAAGCUCCUCUAUGGUCAUAAAUGCAGAAGAGUCAUCUCGGGACAUCCAUCAACCGUACUGUAGAGCUCUGAACUAUAUUCCUCACACUGGCACUAGUAGCCAGUCCGUUAGCCAUUCCAGUCAUCACCCAAAUAAUUACUCUCUCUCUAUCAACAAUCGACAAGUCGACAGUCAUUGCCAUAAUUCAAAUAUGCAUGGUCUUCAUAUCUACAGGCACCAGUAUCAAGGCAACCCUAGAUAUGCUAGCAAACAAAAUAAGAUGACAGACAAACAUAUCAAUCAUAAUUACAUCAACCAUCAACAUAACUCUCGUGAGCAGUUCCCCACCACAUAUGACUGCGUCAUUUGUCAUGAUCCAAUUGGCAGCCAAAAUUUCAUUAAUCCUGCUGGAUUAAAUUUACUUCACUCUAGAGUGUUAGAUGCAGACACGCCAUCAGAUCACAGUGAUACCGGUAUAAAAAAUCUUAAAAAACAGGUUCAUUUAUCAAAGACAAGUUUUCUAAAACAAAGCGAAUGUAUGAAUCGAAGCGUCACAUACGUCAAUGAAUUUCCUGUACAAUCAUGCCAUAGGGACCCCCGCUCGAAUCAUGGCCAACAAAGAAUUCAUUGCCUACAUCAUACCCAACAAAGAAGACACAGUCACAGACAAAACCACCUGAGACAUGACAUCCCAAGUUACAGUUAUCAGAGAGGCUACAACUCGAAUCAUAAUUAUUCAGCAAGUAACAGUUUUGACUCUAGUCACCAAAGAGACUGUAACCAAGAUCAUAGUCACCCCCCAAGAAGUCAUAGCCCAGACUACAGUCACGUGAGAGGUCAAGACAAGGAUCAAAGUCACUUACAGCACAGCCCCAACAAUAAUCACAAAAGUCACGGCGCUGACCGUAACCACCUGAAAAGCUACAGCUCUGACCAUAGCCCCCCAAAAGACCACAACCCUGACCAUAAUCAUUCCAGAGGAUACAACCCCAAACACAGUCGUGUGAAAGACCACAACCUCGACCAUAGUUACGCAAGAGAUUCCAACCCUGGCCACAGUGACCAGCGAGAUGACAGCCGUGAUCAUAGUGAUGCGAGAGAUUCCAGCCCUGAGCCGUCUUUUCAGAGAGAGGACAGCCCUGAUAAUUAUUACUCCAAAGACGACAGCCCCGACCAUAAACACCUGAGAGGUCACACCACAUUGCUCCUGGGUAAUAAACGAGACCUGGAGCAUUUUAGGUGUGUGUUUACUGAUGAAGGUGAGGCUUUGUCACUAGAGUUCAGUUGUCAGUUCUACGAAGUAUCUGCGGCGGACUCCAUGCUGGGAGUACAUCUAGCAUUCCACUCUCUGCUGAAGGAAGCUCGAGCACUCCAGUUCAUCAGGAGACUUCCACAACCCAGUCCCAAGGUCUCUAAGAGUGUGCUACUCUCCUCUGCAGUAUCGAAAGUCAUUGGGAAUUUCUUCACUAGGACAGGGGCAGUUCCAAACAAAGGUAGUCAAAUAUUUGACAAGCUUGCACAAAAAUGUUGAUAUGCUAUUCAAUACUUGUGUGCUAUUAUAAAUAAUUUUAAAUAUCUUGUAUAUUGUUGCAACGUGUAUUCAAUUAUAACCUUUACUACCAAUAUUAUGAAUUUACUAAAAGUAGUGUUGUAACUAAUACAAAUUUAGUAGGUUCUUUAUUCCUGAAUUAUUUAAUUUAAAUAAAGUACUGAAAAAGAACUGGACAUUAUCAUUUUCACUGGGACGUGCUAAACCCAUAAGAGCCUGGGUAACGAGAAGGAUGGAGUGGGGGUAACCAAGUUUGAUUCAAGGAAAGGGAGGGUGGCUCCAAUUCCUUGGUUCAAGAGCCAUUCACCAGCAUCAAUACAUCCUCUUGAUUAUUAUUAUAAUAAAAAAGAAGCGCUAAGCCACAAGGGCUAUACAGCGCUGCAGGGUAGGGAAGGAAG
Messenger RNA from Cherax quadricarinatus, 3002 nucleotides. The record is from RefSeq and is a predicted model, not a curated record. Lineage: Eukaryota; Metazoa; Arthropoda; Malacostraca; Decapoda; Parastacidae.